AUGGCUGCUGCAGCGAGCUCAUUCAUCAGUUUCCUAAUCAUUUCAGGUGGCAUGCUACUCUGGAAUCCCGGACCCUGUGCGGGGGUUCCGCAAGGACUAGCAGAUUACAGUGUUGUGAUACCUGCCGACGGCCUUACCGCAGAUGUGCGUUACGAUUUUUGGCUGAAGGCUAAUCAAACGUUUCAGAUCGUCGACCGAACAGCCGAUUUCAGUGCAAUGGUCGAGCCCCCGACUUUUUCCACGGAAGCAUAUGCUUAUGACAACCCCAACUGUGACCUCGGGCGUAAGGUCAGUUACAAGCAAGAAUUUUCGUUCGCGAGACCUGACCAUAUUUUCUGGAGAAGAGACGUCGACAGGGACGAGCUGGAUGGGAGAAAGUACACAUUUACUACUCCACCUGAUGAUGGUCUGGAAGAUCGCGUUGUCGAGUUCUGCCUUGUGGUCAGUGGGCCGCGGACGCACACAGACGGGCACGAUCCCAACAUUGUCUUUAGACGCCGACUCCAAGAUCAAGAGUUCUUCUUUGCCAGCGAACAUACCAUCACGAUUGUUCUCCACGCCGGCGCUCGGUCCAAGCUCUCAGGGAUUCUCUGUGGAACCUUUGGCGUGGCCGCCCUUUCCUUGCUGUCGAAUGCGUAA
Molecule: messenger RNA, 639 nt
Organism: Neospora caninum
Lineage: Eukaryota; Apicomplexa; Conoidasida; Eucoccidiorida; Sarcocystidae
Exons: 1
Coding region: 1-639 (212 amino acids)
Source: RefSeq, a predicted model, not a curated record